Messenger RNA from Castor canadensis (American beaver), 1330 nucleotides. RefSeq names its product thymidylate synthetase (gene Tyms). The record is from RefSeq and is a predicted model, not a curated record. Gene Ontology annotation, molecular function: thymidylate synthase activity. Gene Ontology annotation, cellular component: cytosol; mitochondrion. Gene Ontology annotation, biological process: dTMP biosynthetic process. NCBI's taxonomy places the organism in Eukaryota, Metazoa, Chordata, Mammalia, Rodentia, Castoridae.
AUGCCGGCAGCCGGCGCGGAGCUCCCGCACGGCGCGCAGGAGCGGGGCGCAGAGCCACCGCCGCACGGGGAGCGACAGUACCUGGGGCAGAUCGAGCACAUCCUGCGCUGCGGCUUUAGGAAGGAGGACCGCACGGGCACCGGCACCCUGUCGGUGUUCGGCAUGCAGGCGCGCUACAGCCUGCGAGAUGAAUUUCCUCUGCUCACAACCAAACGUGUAUUCUGGAAGGGAGUUUUGGAGGAGCUGCUGUGGUUUAUCAAGGGAUCCACAAAUGCUAAGGAACUGUCUUCCAAGGGAGUGAAAAUCUGGGAUGCCAAUGGAUCCCGAGACUUUCUGGACAGCCUGGGAUUUUCCGCCCGACAAGAAGGAGACCUGGGCCCAGUCUAUGGCUUCCAGUGGAGGCAUUUUGGAGCAGACUACAAAGAUAUGAAUUCAGAUUACUCAGGUCAAGGAGUAGACCAGCUGCAAAAAGUGAUUGACACCAUCAAAACCAACCCUGAUGACAGAAGAAUCAUCAUGUGUGCCUGGAACCCAAAAGAUCUUCCUUUGAUGGCGCUGCCUCCCUGCCAUGCUCUCUGCCAGUUCUAUGUGGUGAACGGGGAACUGUCCUGCCAGCUAUACCAGCGGUCAGGAGACAUGGGUCUGGGUGUACCCUUCAACAUUGCCAGCUAUGCUCUGCUCACCUACAUGAUUGCACACAUCACGGGCCUGCAGCCAGGUGACUUUGUACAUACUUUGGGAGAUGCACAUAUUUACCUGAAUCACAUUGAGCCACUGAAAACCCAGCUUCAGCGAGAACCAAGACCUUUCCCUAAGCUCAAAAUCCUACGAAAGGUUGAGACAAUUGAUGACUUCAGAGUUGAAGACUUUCAUAUUGAAGGGUACAAUCCUCAUCCUACUAUUAAGAUGGAAAUGGCUGUUUAGAGCCCUUUCAGAGGAUCUAUUGGAAGGAUGCUGGCAGUCUUUAGGGGGCUGAAAGUUCUUUUUGCUCUAAAAGAAAAAGGAACUAGGUCAAAAAUCAAUCUGUCUAUGACCUAGCAGUUAUUCAUUAACUUUUAAGAAUGUUAUCACUGGCAGAUAUAUAUACUUUUUUUAGUAAUCAAAGCCUUUUGAGUUUGGUUUACUCAGUGAGGGUGCAGGAAAAUGUGGUUAUGAAUAAAGAGUGAAAACACAAGCAUUUCAGUUCAUGUCUUCAUGAAGAAGAAGGCUGGUGAAAUUCAUUAUAUAAGCUAUUCUCACAAAAUUCAAGUAACUCCAUCAAUCAUUAUACAGGGUGCUCACAAACACAUCUGUUUUGUGUUAUAGAUUGCUGUAAUAAAGAACUUUUUCA